This is a messenger RNA of Poecilia reticulata (guppy), 1316 nucleotides long. RefSeq names its product YY1-associated factor 2-like. The record is from RefSeq and is a predicted model, not a curated record. Gene Ontology annotation, molecular function: transcription coregulator activity; DNA binding. Lineage: Eukaryota; Metazoa; Chordata; Actinopteri; Cyprinodontiformes; Poeciliidae. Gene Ontology annotation, cellular component: nucleus. Gene Ontology annotation, biological process: positive regulation of DNA-templated transcription.
UGACCAGCCCACCAGACUGGAGUUUCCGCGACAGCUGAAAAGCAGUUAAUGCGUGUUUUUCCCCCCCCACCUGUACCGUUGAUCAUUUCUAACUCCUCAAGGGCCUAUUUUUGUAGAAUGGGAGACAAGAAGAGUCCCACAAGGCCGAAGCGGCAGUCCAAGCCGUUCACCGACGAUGGAUACUGGGAUUGCAGCGUGUGCACGUUUAAGAACAGCGCCGAGGCGUUCAAGUGCUUGAUGUGUGAUGUCAGGAAAGGAACGUCAACCCGAAAGCCACGACCCGUUGCUCAGCUUGUUGCACAGCAAGUAAAUCAACAGUUUGCAUCGCCGACGCAUCCCAAAAAGGAGAAGAAAGAAAAAUCCGAGAAGGACAGAAGUGACAAAGAUACAACACUGAAAAAGAAAAACCAGAAAAGGAUGAGGCCCAGGUUAAAGAACGUAGACAGGAGCAGCGCCCAGCAUCUGGAGGUCACGGUCGGCGACUUGACUGUAAUUAUCACAGACUUUAAGGAGAAAGUUAAAUCCACGUCUUCCUCAGUGAGCGCCGCCUCAGCAGACCAGCACAGCCAAAGUGGCUCAAGCUCCGACAACACAGAGCGAGGAGUCUCCAGGUGCUCCUCGCCCCGUGGGGAGACGUCGUCGAUUAACGGAGAGACUCACUAGCCCCCCACGCUCCCAGACGGCGUAACACACUGAUCUGCACUCUCCACGGUCUCGGUCAGAGAAUAAACUUCAACAUGCACAUUUUUCUUCAGAUAAAACCUGUCAGUAUGAUAGCAUCCAGGUUGUACAUUUCUCUGCCUUCCCCAUGUUUUACCCUGUGUGAUUGGUUCCAGGCUCUCCUGCAGCCAUCAUGAUGAACUAAAUGGAGCAGUAGCAUUAAAACUCUGACGUCUGUGUGUAGCCAUAUCACGUUUCUUGGUGCUUCAACAGUGUUACAUCAGCGUCACAGACUGAUGUUGGUCGCUGCACACAAUAAUUAGGUCAUGGUGGAAAUGUGAAGAAAUCAUCUCAGAAUAAGUUGGGGUUUUUUUUUUUGKUUUUUUUUUUCUCAACAUAAUUUGCACUUGUUGCCAAUCCUGUGUUAGUAACUUUUUUUGCAUUAUUUUUAUGUUUGUGUUAUAACACUGUUGGAUACCUGCCUUUUCCGGCACACAUUUUAUGCCAUUGAAUGCAAUAACUGCUUUACCAUCUAACAUCUAAAUACAAUUUUACUAAGCAAGCUUUGCCCUCAGUUUGUAGAGACAAGUCUGAUUUAAUCUAUAGAAUGGUUUAUAUUGUAAGAAAUUGAAUAAAAUGAAUUGUAGAUAUAUUAA